GGGGUGGUUCGAGCACAGAUGGUGCAAAAGGGGGUCGGAUCCAUCGCAGUCUUAGAAGGGCUCCGGGCUCCCAGGAUGUUUGCCCAGUGCUCCCGGAAUUCCGUGAGCCCCGUGGUGCUGCUGGUGCUGCUGGGCUGCCUCCUGUGCCCCCCAGCACAGGCCAGCAAGAGCUCCGAGGACAUUCGCUGCAAGUGCAUCUGCCCCCCGUACCGGAACAUCAGCGGGCACAUCUACAACAAGAAUGUGUCCCAGAAGGACUGCAACUGCCUGCACGUGGUGGAGCCCAUGCCAGUGCCCGGGAACGAUGUGGAGGCCUAUUGCCUGCUCUGCGAGUGCAAGUACGAGGAGCGCAGCACCACCACCAUCAAGGUGAUCAUCAUCAUCUACCUGUCGGUGGUGGGGGCCCUGCUGCUGUACAUGGCCUUCCUGGUGCUCGUGGACCCCCUGAUCCGCAAGCCCGACCCCUACACCCACCCCCUGCACAACGAGGAGGAGAGCGAGGACACUCGCUCCUUGGCCGCAGUGCCCACCCCAGCGGGAGCCAGAGCCAACACGGUGCUGGAGCGCGUGGAGGGGGCCCAGCAGCGCUGGAAGAGGCAGGUGCAGGAGCAGAGGAAGACGGUGUUUGACCGGCACAAGAUGCUGAGUUAGAUCCCUGUGGGCCCUCGGCAUCGCUUCCCAGGACACGGGGCAGCUCCUGGAGCAGCCGCACAGGGGUCACCGUCAGGACACCGCGGUGUGGGACCGAAAGCUCCAACCCUUCCCUGAUUCACCGUCUCCAUCAGCCCCAAAUGCCUCCCCUGGUUCUGGCCCUGCCCUUCCCCUCUCAGAGCCCAGAGGCUCCUUCCCCUGCCCGGCUGAUCCUGGGGCUGUGUGUGGAAGCCCCGGACUCCUGGGGCUCCAUCAGCCCACCCCACCUCAGACAGGGAUCUCAGCACGGAGCGCUGGCAGCUGGCUGAGUCUUCUGCCGAUAAAAACAGUGGGGUAAUUUUGAUGUGAGAUAAAUUACGUGAUGCUCCUCCAGGAUGAAGCAGUCACCUCCUCCUCCUCUUCCUCCGGCGUGCACUGAUGUUAACUGGGCAUUGUGGUGCACGUGUGCAGCACUGGGAGGAAGAGGAGGGGGUUCCUGCCAGCUGCUGCUUCCACUUAUCCUGGUGUACAUGGAGAGGUUCCACACCCCAGUGAAGUCUGUCCAGGUUUACACCAGCACAACCAAGGCUGCAGCUUGUUUCUGUGCAGGUGAACAUCACCAACCCAAUUAGUACCUGCAGCAGGAAGAGUCCAGCAGGUAAAACCAGCUGAUUUACAUUUAUAUCUUUUCAUUCUUUAGCAGUGGGUAAAAACCUCCUGGGGAGAAACCUUUCUGUUUGUACCUGUGCUGGUGACCCUUGGUGUUCUCCCGGUGAGGGCAGAGCAUUUGUGUCCAAGAGAACCAGGGCAAAGGCUCUCCUGGAGCACUGGAAACACUUGUCUGGGCCUUGGGGCCCUGGGGAGGGGACACUUGAGCUACUCAAAGCACUCUGAGAGCUCUGGCCAGACUUGGGCUUGUGUGGAGGAAACCAAAGUGAUUCUGUGAUGUGCACACUGAGAACAUUUGGAACGUCAGGAGGUGCUGGAGUUCAUCGUGUAGCAUCUCUCUAUUAAAUGCAGACAAAGAUCCA
Manacus vitellinus (golden-collared manakin) is the source of this 1661-nucleotide messenger RNA. RefSeq names its product transmembrane protein 9 (gene TMEM9). NCBI's taxonomy places the organism in Eukaryota, Metazoa, Chordata, Aves, Passeriformes, Pipridae. The coding region runs from base 19 to 651 and encodes 210 amino acids. The record is from RefSeq and is a predicted model, not a curated record. The transcript is spliced from 6 exons. Gene Ontology annotation, cellular component: lysosomal membrane.